This is a messenger RNA of Dryobates pubescens (Downy woodpecker), 1513 nucleotides long. It is a transcript of the gene LDHD, whose product is annotated as lactate dehydrogenase D. The transcript has 11 exons. Gene Ontology annotation, biological process: lactate catabolic process. Gene Ontology annotation, molecular function: D-lactate dehydrogenase (NAD+) activity; FAD binding; D-lactate dehydrogenase (cytochrome) activity. The record is from RefSeq and is a predicted model, not a curated record. Bases 9 to 1451 code for a protein of 480 amino acids. NCBI's taxonomy places the organism in Eukaryota, Metazoa, Chordata, Aves, Piciformes, Picidae. Gene Ontology annotation, cellular component: mitochondrion.
UCUCCACCAUGGCUCUGCGGCGGGUGCUGGGUCUGGGGGGGGCCCUGGGGCGCCGGAGCUACUGCUCCAAGCCGCUGCCCCCCGACUUCGUGGAGGCGCUGAGGGCCGUGGUGGGGGCGCCCAACGUGUCCACGGCCACGGCGGUGCGGGAGCAGCACGGGCACGACGAGUCCAUGCACGACUGUGCCCCCCCGGAUGCUGUGGUGUGGCCCCAGGCUGUGGAGCAAGUGCAGGAGCUGGCGGCGCUCUGCCACCGCUGCCGCGUGCCCAUGGUGCCCUUUGGCACCGGCACCGGCCUUGAGGGCGGCGUCAAUGCCGUGCAGGGCGGCGUCUGCUUCGACCUGAGCCGCAUGGAUGCCAUCACGGAGCUGAGGCUUGAAGACUUCUCCGUGGCGGUGGAGCCUGGCGUCACCCGCAAGGCCCUCAACAAACACCUGCGCGGCACUGGGCUCUGGUUCCCCGUUGACCCCGGGGCGGACGCCUCGCUGUGCGGCAUGGCGGCCACGGGCGCCUCGGGCACCAACGCCGUGCGCUACGGCACCAUGCGGCCCAACGUGCUCAACCUGCGGGUGGUGCUGCCGGACGGGCGCCUGCUCCACACCGCUGGCCCCGGGCGCCAGCCCAGGAAGCGAGCGGCCGGCUACGACCUGACCUCUCUCUUCGUGGGCUCCGAGGGCACGCUGGGCUUCCUGACACAGGCCACCCUGCGCCUGCACCCCCUGCCCGAGGCCGUGGCCGUCACCACUGCCACCUUCCCCAGCGUGCGGGCGGCCGUGGCUUGCACCGUCCAGGUGCUGCAGGCGGCCGUGCCUGUGGCGCGCAUCGAGUUCCUGGAUGAGGUGAUGGUGGAGGCCUGCAGUCGCUUCAGCAAGCUGGAGCUGCGGGCGGCGGCCACGCUGCUGCUGGAGCUCCACGGCUCCCGGCGCGGCUUGGCCGAGCAGCAGCAGCAGGCGGAGGAGAUCGUGCAGCUGAACGGUGGCUCCAGCCUGGCCUGGGCAAAGGAGCCGGAGGAGCGCGAGCGGCUCUGGGCCAUGCGCCACAGCGCCUGGUACGCCGCCCUGGCCCUGCGGCCCGGCUGCCAGGGCUACUCCACAGACGUCUGCGUGCCCAUCUCCCGCCUGCCCGACGUGGUGGUGGAGACCAAGCAGGACCUGCAGGACUCUGGCAUCACUGGGCCCAUGGUGGGACACGUGGGGGAUGGCAACUUCCACUGCAUCAUCGUCUUCAACACCCACGACCCGGCCGAGGCCCAGCGGGUCCACGCCUUCACCGAGCGCCUGGGCAGGCGGGCGCUGGCGGCGGGGGGCACCUGCACCGGGGAGCACGGCGUGGGGCUGGGCAAGCGGGCACUGCUGCGGGAGGAGCUGGGCCAGGAGGGGCUGGACACCCUGCGCAGCAUCAAGACCGCCCUGGACCCCCACAACCUCAUGAACCCUGGCAAGGUGCUCUGAGGGGGCAGCAGCACCCACCUGGCAGCUUCUGGAGGCAGGGCUGGGGCGGUCCCGCCGCCCUG